Molecule: messenger RNA, 1603 nt
Organism: Loxodonta africana (African savanna elephant)
Lineage: Eukaryota; Metazoa; Chordata; Mammalia; Proboscidea; Elephantidae
Gene: PIMREG
Product: PICALM interacting mitotic regulator
Exons: 5
Coding region: 81-944 (287 amino acids)
Source: RefSeq, a predicted model, not a curated record
CAGAGGAGCGGCCGGGGACGCGUCUGGUCAGCAGCGGGCUGCUGGGGUCUGGUGGGCAGCGCAGACUCAAGGCCAGGCGGAUGGCCUCUCGGUGGCAGGGCGUGGGGGCCUCGAGGCGCCGCAGAUCUCUGCAGGACCAGGAGCAGCUCCAGGAGAACGUGGUGCCGCAGCCUGCUGUGGGCCAUCUAGAGAGCUCCACCAGCGCCCUGGGCUCCCUGUGCAGACACUUCCAAAGGAGGCUGCCCCUGAGAGCGGUCAACCUCAACCUCGGGGCGGGCCCCUCCUGGAAACGCCUGGAAAACCCAGAACCAGGGCAGCAGGGCCUCCAGGCUGCAGCACGCUCGGCCAAGAAUGCCUUGGGUGCUAUGUCCCAGAGAAUCCAAGAGUCCUGCCAAAAUGGCACCAAGUGGCUGGUGGAAACCCAGGUGAAAGCCAGGAGAAGGAAGAGAGGGGCACAAAAGGGUGGUAGCCCUCCACCUCGCAGCCUGAGCCAGAAGAACACCCGGCUGUCUGGAGCCACCCCUGCCUACUCAGCUCUGGACUCCUGGAAGAAGGAGCAGCACAGCCUCUCUGCCCAAAGGAGCCCACAGACCCACCCACUACGGCGGUCCAGAAGGGAGGCUGCCUUCCGAAGCCCGUACUCCUCAACAGAGCCCCUCUGCUCCCCCAGUGAGUCCGACAGUGACUUGGAGCCUGUAGGGAUGGGAAUUCAGCGUCUCCAGAAGUUGUCCCACAAGUUAGAUGAAGCCAUUGUGGCUGAAGACAGGAAACAAGCCAUAUCUGACCACCACCCCCUCACAACCCAGGAUGUCUGUGCUGCCACAUGGGCUUCCUGGAGGAAGCUCCCAGGACUCAUCAGUACCCCCUGGGCCACUGCUAACAAGGACCUGACUGCUCUGGGGCCUCUGCUUUCUUGCUUCAGCCACAACUGGGCCCAUCAGUGACCACAGCUCGAGAGUGGCUUGGGAAACCAAGUAGAGGGAGGUGUCAUUCUACUCCCCCAGGGGACUUUUGGGGUUAGGAGCUCACCCUACACUGGAGCCUUGUGAUUGGCUUGUCUUCUGCGUGAAGUGAACGCACUGGGAGUUUUGAGUUUUGUGAGAGCUCUGAGUUGCAUACCCAGAGUGGGGUCUGCAGAAAGCCAUCCAUAUCCUCGGACAUCCCCGUGUGUCCAGGGCUGAGGCUGUUGGCAACCCCAUUCCCAUCCCAGCUUCCCCCACCAGAGCCCCAGAAGAGGGGUUAGGAGAGGUUUCCAGCUCUCAGACCCUGGCUUACGGUACCUAUUUAUCUACUCAGCAGAGGGCAUUGUGGGUGUGCAGGCAGGGCGCAGCACUGGCCAGGGGCGGUUUCUGCCCUUUGUAAAUUAUUUAAGAAAUCUGCUCGGUCCUCUGAUUAGAAAGAACCCAGGGUGUGACAUUCCUAAAUAACAUUGCUUUUUCAUAAUAAAGACGAUCUUUCUGCACUUGGUAUCUCUUCCCUUUCUCCAUCACCCACCAGGCCGCUUGCUCGGGGCCAUAGGUUUCUGGUUUAGGACCAGCUUUGCUUCCCCUUCCACCUCCAUUCCCAGCCCAUGUACCCCCAGCUUGAAGAAAACACAAGGAAC